CAGUAGCAGAACUGCACGUCUUACAAGACAGCGAUGGCUUUUCCUCUAGAGUUUGAAUAUGGAGGCCACAGGGACAGAUGAAGUAGAAAAGAUAAAAUCAAAGUUUAUGUCUGCAUGGCACAACAUGAAAUACAGUUGGGUGUUGAAAACAAAAACUUACUUCAGUAGAAACUCUCCGGUCUUUCUGCUGGGAAAAUGUUACCACUUCAAAACUGACGAAUCUGGUGAACUCUCUACAGAUGGAUCCAAUUUUGAUAAAAUCAAAACGGAGAUUUCAGGAAAUGUUGAGGAGUUUCGUAAAGAUUUUAUUUCUAGAAUAUGGCUGACUUACAGAGAGGAAUUUCCUCAGAUAAAAGGGUCUGCAUUAACAACAGACUGUGGCUGGGGUUGCACACUGAGAACUGGUCAGAUGCUGCUGGCUCAAGGUCUUAUGCUUCAUUUUCUUGGUAGAGCCUGGGUCUGGCCAGAUGCAUUGGACAUUGACAAUUCAGAUUCCGAAUCGUGGACAGCCCACACAGUGAAAAAGCUGACAGCUUCAUUCGAGGCAUCGCUUACGGCAGAAGGAGAACCCAGGAUCCUGUCCCAUCAUCCUCAGGGAACAUUAAAGAGAAACUGCGAUGCCAAUGAAAUGAGAAAUGAAGUUUAUCACAGGAAAAUAAUUUCUUGGUUUGGCGACUCUCCGCUGGCAGCUUUUGGCUUACAUCAGCUCAUCGAGUAUGGAAAGAAGUCUGGAAAAAUCGCUGGAGAUUGGUAUGGGCCUGCAGUUGUUGCACACAUUUUGAGAAAAGCUGUUGAAGAAGCAAGAGACCCUGAGCUACGAGGAGUAACAGUCUAUGUUGCUCAGGACUGUACAGUCUACAGUUCAGAUGUUGUUGACAGACAGUGUUCUUUCAUGGAUUCUGGAAAAGCAGACACAAAAGCUGUAAUUAUAUUAGUUCCUGUGAGACUCGGUGGAGAGAGAACGAACAUGGACUACUUGGAGUUUGUAAAGGGAAUUCUAAGCCUGGAAUAUUGUGUUGGUAUUAUUGGUGGCAAACCCAAGCAGUCGUAUUACUUUGCUGGAUUUCAAGAUGACAGUUUGAUUUACAUGGAUCCUCAUUACUGCCAAUCUUUUGUAGAUGUCAGCAUAAAGGAUUUCCCUCUUGAGUCAUUCCACUGCCCUUCUCCCAAAAAGAUGUCAUUCAGAAAGAUGGACCCGAGCUGCACGAUAGGAUUUUACUGCAGAACGGUGCAGGACUUUGAGAAGGCGUCUGAGGAAAUAUCGAAG
Molecule: messenger RNA, 1267 nt
Organism: Tauraco erythrolophus (red-crested turaco)
Lineage: Eukaryota; Metazoa; Chordata; Aves; Musophagiformes; Musophagidae
Source: RefSeq, a predicted model, not a curated record